AUGACACCCAGAGAUGACGUGAUGAUCCCUGCUUUGCCUCCAGUCAUGCCUGGAACGGGAACGAAUCAAGACGUAGUGGCAGAAGAAGGGUCAACAACAACCACGACUUUCGUCUCAACGGAGCCUUUGGUGGCAGAAACUGACAAGGUUCAGCAGCCAGAGGAUGAGAGUGAUGAUGAGGAUGAGUACGACAAGAGUUCUGAGGACCUUUGGCCUUUGUUGAAACUGCAGCGUCAGCUUGAGGCACUGUCAAAGCUAAAGCCAAGUCUCCAAGAACGACAUUUAGCAGUGUUGCUGACUACGGGUGCCAUGAAUCCACUACAUCGUGGGCAUGCACAGCUUCUGCACCAGGCGGUCGAUCGACUUCAGAGAGAAGGCUUCGAUGUGGUGGGUGCUUGGUUGUCACCAUCCCACGAUGGAUAUGUGCAGCCCAAGGCACGGAAGAUGAAUACAAUUGGCUUUUCUGCUCAGUUUCGUUUGGAAGCUGCGCGUCGUGCUGUUUCAGAAGAUUCGCUUUUGGCCGUCGGCAGCUGGGAGGCCAAAAAACCUGGACGGUGGCCGGACUAUCCCGAGGUAGCGAUGGCACUUCAACGGAAGCUGCGCAAAGUCGAAAAGGCAUGGAAACUCACAAACGGCCUUAAGGUUUUCUAUGCUUGUGGCACAGAUCAUGCACAGACCCAGGGCUUAUAUCGUGGAUUUCUGACCGACAGGGGAUUUGGCGUGGUGAUUGUUCCGCGGGAGGGAGAGCAAGCGAACAGUGAAGAACGCGAAAAGAGCGUGUUUGUGGCAAGCAGCAUUGACGGGGAGGGGGCUGGCUACAACUCCACGAUGAUCCGCUCAGCGCUGCAAGUCAAAAGGACCAGUGUGGUCACCAGGACGUUGCCGCUUGAGGCUGCUGACUUUCUGCUUCGGCCCAGCAACCAGGACUAUACCGAUUUCCGGGAGGAUUUUGAAAAGUUUGGCUUGGUGCGAAUCCCAGACCUGCAGCCUGCACCCAGCGCUGACGGCCUGCAAUUUUUCACACCAGGACAGGCACCACAGGCAUCCCAGCCAGGUCAUUUGGGCCCCCAACCAGGGUCUAUGGGCCAGAUGGGCGGCCAAAUUGGUGGCCAGAUAGGCGGCCAGAUGGGCCAGAUGGGCCAGAUGGGCGGCCAGCAAGGCUCAAUGGGUGGUCCCAUUGCCGGUCCCAUUGGCGGUCCAAUAGGUGGCCCUUCCCAAGCUGGAAGCUUUCCGCCGCCAAACUACAGCUACGAUGACGAUGUCGACAAUGAGCCUCCAUUGCUGGAGGAGCUCGGCAUCAACGUGGAGCACAUUUUGCUCAGAAUGCAGGGUGUGGCCCUGUUCAAGAAAUUGGAUGAGGAGAUUCUGAGAGAUGCAGAUCUCAGUGGACCUUUGAUGAUUUGCUUGACGCUGGGCUUAGCCUUGCUGCUGGCUGGAAAGCUGCAAUUCGGGUAUGUUUAUGGCCUAGCCGCUGGCGGCUCCUUUGGCAUUUGCUGCCUGAUCAAUGUGAUGAGCCAGAAGGAAGGCAUUGACCUUUACAGAACGAUGAGCAUUUUGGGCUAUGGGCUUAUUCCCAUUGUCUUCUUGGCAAUCUUUGGCAUCAUCGUGUCUUUGAAGUCUAGCUUUGGCAGCGUCAUGGCAGCCAUUUGCAUAGCUUGGGCCACUGCCUCCUCAUCAAGAUUCUUUGCCAUUGCGAUCCACAUGCAGGACCAAAGGUGGCUGGUGGCCUAUCCUGUCGGCCUAGUGUACACCUUCUUCACGCUUAUCACGAUAUUUUGAGGCCUAGCCAGGGUGACUGGCACCUCCAAUGCAGAGGUCGAACAUGGUGGGUAUCUCCUGCGUAGAUCAUUAGGAUCAGCACUGCGAGGUACUCCUUACACAGUCCACUAUGUGAAAGGC
Molecule: messenger RNA, 1899 nt
Organism: Cladocopium goreaui
Lineage: Eukaryota; Dinophyceae; Suessiales; Symbiodiniaceae
Source: the annotation of a GenBank genome assembly